Molecule: messenger RNA, 1742 nt
Organism: Colletotrichum scovillei
Lineage: Eukaryota; Fungi; Ascomycota; Sordariomycetes; Glomerellales; Glomerellaceae
Product: histone H4
Exons: 5
Coding region: 748-1176 (142 amino acids)
Biological process (GO): nucleosome assembly
Cellular component (GO): nucleosome
Molecular function (GO): protein heterodimerization activity; DNA binding; structural constituent of chromatin
Source: RefSeq, a predicted model, not a curated record
GGCUAUGGUCACUCGUUGAAUUGGGUACGCAUACUUAUUCUAUAAAGCUGUUCUAAUACAAAUACACACUUUCAACAUUCUGCGUAUGUCGUGCAAGUUUCUGAUCACUGAAAGUCGUGUGCGUCGCCUCGUGCUUCACGCCUGACCUAUUCCACAGGCAUAGCUCCUUUGCUUCCAGCUCUCAGCUAUUCAAAAGCUGGGGCAUCACAUAGACCCCGACCCCGACUUCAGAGUUUCUCUCUUGAAACAAGGCAUAUGACAAACAUUCGCCGGCAAGUUCCCUGCACCUGCAUUGCGAGCGAUGAGUCUUGACAGUGCGUGGUGUGUGUUUCUACGGUGUUUUUGCACGGAGCAGCUCAGCACGGGCCAAGUUGAACCGAUAAGACUUGAGACGUGACCGAUAAGGCAAGGCAGAAACGUCCCUGCCGCACCUGCCCGUCUCCAACGUAUCAAUGGCAGGUGCCUACCUUACCUUACCUACCUUACCUCCACUGCCCUGCAUCCAGUGCUUCCAUUGUCGCUGGGUACCUCAAAGGCCCCCUAAGGCUGUCUCAAAACCUCCUUAGCUUACGGUUAUUCCCCCGCAUAUUCGCUGCCAACUCCUCCACAACAGUCCCCAAGCGGCGCGUUCACCCACACACCCACGAUCCGCACCCUCAACUACAGUUUGGCGAUUCACGAUCCGAAAGAAAGCGUCAGCAGAAUUCCUCAUUCGGCAGUCUACACCAACAUCAUCGUCACUUCGCCAUGCCGCCUGCGUCCGCAAUUCGCGGCGGUCCGUGGGCCUCGAGCUCCGGCGGCAAGCGCGGCACCGCUUCCAAGGUGCAUCAAGGCGGCAAAGGCAAGACUGUGCUGCAGAACGCGGGGACCGGUGCAAAAAGACACCGGAAAAUUAUGAAGGAUUGUAUCCGGGGUAUUACGAAGCCUGCUAUUCGUCGUCUGGCUCGUCGUGGCGGCGUCAAGCGGAUUUCCGCCAUGAUCUACGACGACGCCCGUGAGGCCCUGAAGACCUGGCUCGAGUCUGUCCUAAGAGACUGCGUGACGUAUGCGGAGCAUCGUAAGGCGAAGACUAUCACUAUUCACGACGUAAGUCUCGUGAUCUGCCUCCGUCGGAUUCUAGUGGCAGGGUCGGUGUUAUUCUAUAAAGAUUGGUAUCUGACGUUUCCCUUACCUUAGGUCUUGUAUUCUCUGGCCCGCAAGGGCAAGCCAAUCUACGGAUUCGACCCCGAUACCUUUGUCGACCCGAAGUCGCGCAAGGCCAAGGCAGCAGGCAUCCAGGACUGAGAGGACUCACCCCUUUACCUCCUCUUGCGUCUCUUCAAACUUUAGAGAGGCAAGGUGUUGGUCAAAGCCGCCAAAAGGAUUUCCACCAUCGGUCAGAAAAGCGUGCCAUCACCACAGCUAUUUGUUGGACCUUAUCGCCUUUUCUGGUCCUCUUUUCAUUUGUCUUCCGAGGUAUAGGCACCUCUGGCGUUUACGGUUGAAGCGAGUAUGGACGACAAAGCACUACGGAAUAGGGAUACGUAUGUGCCUCACUUUCUUUCUGGAUCCCAACAUUGGGUUUAUGAGGCCUUGCAAGAGAGGAUCCUAGAUGGCCAGGAGAUUAUCGCGUGGGGAUGCGCGAAACUUAUCGACCGCCUGAAACGACGGAGGAGAGAGAUAUCAUGUCAUCGCGAAGGAAAGACUGAAAGAAAAGGGUUUUGGAGACUACUCUCCGGAUAUUAGAGCCUCAGGGGGGGGGG